Nomia melanderi (Alkali bee) is the source of this 639-nucleotide messenger RNA. The record is from RefSeq and is a predicted model, not a curated record. NCBI's taxonomy places the organism in Eukaryota, Metazoa, Arthropoda, Insecta, Hymenoptera, Halictidae.
AUGACUCAAAGGCAAGCUACUGUGCUUUCUGCUACUAGACAGGAAUUCAAAAUUGAAAGUUUUUUCUCAGUAUUCAUACAUAACUUAACAUUUAAAAGAUCCGCCAUUCGAAAUAAUAGUAUUUAUUUCACAUCUUACGCUUAUCUGGCACAGACCGUGUUAUAUCAGAGAUCAGAAAUUGGUAAAGUUAAAUUCGACGUGCGCUGGUUCAUGAAACCCGUGAGAUUAUUCGCGAACAAAAACUGCUUCCUGAGAUUUGCAAAUAAGGAGUUCGCUUUAAAUAAUUUCGACGUAUACGAACAACAUUUCGCGGUUAUGAAUUAUUCAAAAGACACCCCAUUUUACCACGUGAAAUGCGCGGAAUUCACCGCGGAGCGGAAGAAAUUCUCGUGGCAAGAAGAGAUCGAGUCAAAAAUGUUACACAUAUUGCGGGAAUUUUUUAAGACCGCGACCUCCGUGGCUCUACCAAAGGGAAUCGCGGAGAGUCUUCAGAUGAGGGUCGCGCACGUCAAUCUAAUGUUCGCAUCGAAAAAACGGGACGCGCGUAAAAAGGCUUGCGAAUGCUACUCGCGUUUUUACGACAUCUUCAGAUGCGUAUUCCUGGAUGACGUUAAUCAAGAGGUACUUUACAAUCUUUGA